Bactrocera oleae (olive fruit fly) is the source of this 2177-nucleotide messenger RNA. Its product is annotated as gustatory and odorant receptor 21a. Gene Ontology annotation, molecular function: olfactory receptor activity. NCBI's taxonomy places the organism in Eukaryota, Metazoa, Arthropoda, Insecta, Diptera, Tephritidae. The record is from RefSeq and is a predicted model, not a curated record. Gene Ontology annotation, biological process: chemosensory behavior; sensory perception of taste; male courtship behavior. Gene Ontology annotation, cellular component: membrane; neuronal cell body; dendrite.
ACAGCAGAAUAUUUCGAAACGUUAAUCAUUAUUUCUCAUUUGAAUUUUAGGUUUUAGCAAAUCUCAAUAUCUUUCAGACUGGUUUUACUGUCGGCCUUGAGGUAACCACUUGGCCAUUGGAGUUGCUGAAACGACAAGUGAUUUUUACUUUUACCGAUUUGUUGGUUGCCGUUGGUGGCGCUGCUGGAUUGUUCCUUGGCUUCAGCGUUUUGGGUGCCAUUGAAUUCUUCUACUAUUUUUCACUGCGCUUAUUGUGGUAUCUGAGAGGUUACAGAUAUUAAUAGCGAGGCGAAAUUUGAAAAUGAACAGCCAUUUCCGGUUGUUAUAAGCCGCUUAUAUACUUAUAUACAUAAAUUCUUGGAAUAUAAAAACAUUUUACCGAAUAUCAACACAAUAUACUACGAAUUACUACUAUUUGCUAAACACUAUUAUUGGCACCUACAAAAAGACUCGAAUGCGUGCACACGUUUAUUUACACGGCUUCGCCCACCGCUGAACUCAUCACCGCAUAAUAAAUGCGCAAAUCAAUAUCUUCUAGCUUACUUUGUAUAUUGCUAAACAAAAUUUCAAAAACUUGAAAUUAGUCGCUAUGAGUUUCUGGGUGAAGAAUCACGACGGUUCAACGAUUUUGGAGAAACCACCGCGCAUUGUGCCGCUCUUCAAUCCCGGCCAACGGGAGUUUCUCGAAGAUGAGCAACGCCAGCGCAUACAAAUGCAAAAGCGCGCACAAGAGGGCGGAAAAUCCACCGAAUACUACAUCCGCAAACAAUCGACGCUGGACGACGCACGUCUACUGGAUGAGCACGAUUCAUUCUACAAGACGACGAAGAGCUUACUCGUGCUCUUCCAAAUUAUGGGCAUAAUGCCUAUUCAUCGCAAUCCCCCCGACAAUAAUUUGCCUCGCACAGGCUUCUCGUGGACAUCGCGUCAAAUGCUAUACGCCAUAUGUAUUUUCUCACUCGAAACAUUUAUUGUGGCGAUGGUGUUGCGUGCACGGGUCAGGAACUUUAUUGAGCAGCCGGACAAGCAUUUCGACGUGGCGAUCUAUAAUAUUAUCUUCAUCAGUUUAUUGUUCACGCAUUUUCUGCUGCCGGUAGCGAGUUGGCGUCACGGGCCUGAAGUGGCUAUCUUUAAGAAUAUGUGGACGAAUUAUCAGUAUAAAUUUUGGCGCGUCACUGGUUCGCCCAUCGUUUUUCCCAAUCUAUAUCGCCUCACCUGGGGUCUAUGCAUAUUUUCGUGGGCUCUGAGCGUUGCCGUCAACGUCUCGCAGUACUUUUUGCAACCAGACUUUGAGUUUUGGUACACCUUCGCGUACUAUCCCAUCAUAGCGAUGCUGAACUGCUUCUGCAGCUUGUGGUACAUAAAUUGCAACGCAUUUGGCACGGUUAGCGAAGACCUUGCAAAACAUUUGGCAAUAACCCUCAAAAGCGACAAGCCGGCAGAAAAAUUGACGGAGUUUAGAUAUCUAUGGGUGGAUCUCAGUCUCAUGAUGCAACAAUUGGGUAAAGCAUACUCCAACAUGUACGGCAUGUAUUGCCUCGUCGUUUUCUUCACAACCCUCACGGCUGCUUAUGGUUCUAUAAGUGAGAUCAUGGAUCAUGGUGCAACAUACAAGGAGAUCGGACUGUUCGUAAUUAUGUUCUAUUGCAUGAGCCUGUUGUAUAUAAUAUGCAAUGAGGCACAUCAAGCGUCACGCAAAGUGGGCUUGGAUUUUCAAACGAAAUUACUUAAUGUCAAUUUAAUUGCUUUGGAUACGGCCUCGCAGCGAGAGGUGCAAAUGUUUCUGCUUGCGAUUUCAAAGACACCGCCAAUAAUGAACUUGGAUGAUUACGCAAAUAUUAAUCGGGAACUGUUUUCAUCGAACCUUACCUUUAUGGCCACCUAUUUGGUUGUACUGCUGCAAUUCAAGAUUACCGAACAGAGGGGUUUACGUGAAAAUCAAUCUCAGUCUAACAUUGAUUAUGGCGUAUAAAUUUUAAAUUAAAAGGCGAUCUCAGCUUUUGCAUAUAUAUUAUAUAUCCAUUUAUUUGGAGUACCUGCAACUGCCUCAAUCUCAAAUCUAUUAUAUCAUACUGCAACAAAAAAUCUCUACUUUAUAUCAAAUUUCUUGGAUUUGGGUCUUUUAUGUAGAACUACAUAAGCAUAUAAUCAAAAUAUUUACUGCAAAAAUCACUAUA